AUUGAAGCACGUACCGACCACUUUAAACUAAUCGAAACUAGAGAAAUCAUUAAGUACCUACCUACUUUGUGGCCCAGUAGUUGCCAUCAUGAGAUCUAAAAACGUACAUAAUUUGUUUAGCAUUUAUUGCAUUAUUUUAAAUAUUAACAAUUUGUUUGCUCAAAAAGUAACAGUGACAAUACCAAAUGGAAAACUAUUGGGGAAAACAGAAAUUACCAAAACUAAUCACACGUUUUAUUCGUUUAGUGGUGUUAGAUAUGCCCAACCUCCAAUAGGCGAGCUCAGAUUUAAAUCUCCGGUUCCGGUAGAACCAUGGACGGAUACAUACGAUGCAACAUACGAGAAAAAUAUCUGUUACCAAGCUGCUGGUAGUGCUACACACUUGCAAAACGAAGAUUGCUUAUUUUUAAAUAUUUACACCAAAGAAAUUUCCGAUAACCUGUUGCCAGUAAUGGUUUUCAUCCACGGUGGUGGUUUCGUGAUUGGCUUCAGCGGCAGAACUGGCAAUUAUGGUCCGGAUUUUUUCAUGGAACACGACGUUGUACUUGUAACACUUAAUUAUAGAUUAGGACCAUUUGGAUUUUCUUCUACAAAUGAUUUGGUAAUUCCUGGAAACGCUGGCUUGAAAGAUCAAACUUUGGCUUUGAAAUGGAUACAACAAAACAUAAAAUAUUUCGGUGGAGAUCCGAGUAAAGUUACAAUUUUUGGACAAAGCGCUGGAGCUGGCUCGGUUUCUUAUCAUUUGCUCAGUCCGAAAUCGUCAGGCCUGUUUCGUGGUGCAAUUUUGGAAAGCGGAUCAGCAUUGAGCGCGUGGGCCUACCAGCCAUAUCAAAGGGACUAUACUUUCAAAACUGCCAAUCUGAUAAAUGGAAAUUUCACAAGCAACAGUUCAGAGGAUUUGCUUCAGUUCAUGCUCAAUGCCAGUGCCAGCGAUAUAAAUGCAGCUUCAAGAAAAAUUUAUAAUUUGGAACGACCAGGCGAUAAACAAUUACAGCACGGAUUUCAUUAUGCUCCAGUUUACGAGCCAGAGCACGACGACGCCUUCCUAACCAAAAGCAUUUUUGAAAGCAUGAAAAAUGGCGAAAUUAACAAAGUACCAACUAUCAUUGGGAUGAAUAAUGAAGAAUGCAUUGGACAAUAUAACUCUAAAUUCAAAGAUGUUACUGAUGCAUUUGACAAUAAUCAAACCCUAUUGCUGCCAAUAAAUAUGCAUUUGCAAAAACCUGAAAGCAAAAAUGCUGUAAUUGAAUCUAUACAAAAUUUUUACAAUAUAUCUGGAAAUAGAACCUUCAGGGAACAACUUCCAGGAGCUAUCCGGUAUUUAACUGACCAAUGCUUUGCGAGGUCCAUUAUUAAACAGGCAGAGCUCCAAUCAAAAUUUACCGAUGUUUAUUUUUAUGUAAUGAGCUAUGAUGGUGUAAUGGGAAAUUUUGCUGGAAAAGUUGAAGGUACUGGUAGUGUAACCCAUAACGAAGAACUAAAUUAUUUUUAUCCAAGAACCAUAAAGUCCAUUGGAGAAAAUACGGAUUUGGAACUGUUUCCAGAAUCUGAUAGAUUAACUCAUUAUAGGCUCAUUAAAUUAUGGGUUAAUUUUGCAACACAUUUGAACCCCACUCCAGAAGUUGACGAACUAUUCCAGAACUUAGCGUGGCCAAAAGUUGACUAUUCAGAUGAGACUUUAGAAUAUUUGGAUAUUAAUGAAAAUUUAUCGGUCAAAACGAAUCCAAGGUGGGAAAUGUACACUUUGUGGAACGAGUUGUACAAGUACGCUGUACCGCCUUAUGACGGUUUUUAAUUUAUACAAGGUCACAAAGGUAUAAAUAAGUAUAUGGAAAGAAUCAACAAAUAAAAAAAAAGGAGUAAAUAAUUUAAAUUGGUUUUUCAUUCAAGUUUCUGUAUUUGCCUGUUUUGUUACAAUUCGUUUUUUCUUAGGACUUUGAGACAAUAGAGAGAGCGUUUUCGAUUUAAUUCGAUUCGAUUUUGAUGCUUUAGUUGGAAGCUUAUGCAAUGGAUCCGAAAUUUCCUUGUCCUUUUUCAAUCCCAUUACAUAUUUCUCUAUCUGUUCUGCUGUCAUUUCAUCACCUGCCAAUUUUAGCGUAGGAACUGCCGUCUUUUUCAAAAAUU
Ceutorhynchus assimilis (cabbage seed weevil) is the source of this 2124-nucleotide messenger RNA. NCBI's taxonomy places the organism in Eukaryota, Metazoa, Arthropoda, Insecta, Coleoptera, Curculionidae. The record is from the annotation of a GenBank genome assembly.